Cricetulus griseus (Chinese hamster) is the source of this 472-nucleotide messenger RNA. The record is from RefSeq and is a predicted model, not a curated record. NCBI's taxonomy places the organism in Eukaryota, Metazoa, Chordata, Mammalia, Rodentia, Cricetidae.
GGAAGGGGUGGUGCGUUUCCCUUCGCACAUGCGCUGUAGCUCCGCACAUGCGCAGUGCUCCAGGGCCGCGGGAGCAGGGUGACCCUGAGUGUUGAGACCCUUCCGCGAUGCUGAGCAGGUUUCUGGGCCCGCGUUACCGGGAACUGGCCAAGAACUGGAUCCCCACGGCCAGCAUGUGGGGUGCUGUGGGUGCCGUGGGGGUGGUGUGGGCCACAGACUGGCGGCUGAUCCUGGACUGGGUGCCUUACAUCAACGGCAAGUUUAAGAAGACUGAUUAGGCAGAUACCCACCACACACAAGCUCUCCCUGGUGUCACACUUUGCUGCCUCGGAAACUGCUUAGUCUAGUGGAGGAUACUGAGGAAGCCCCGACACUAAGGAAGCCUGCAUCUUCCCGGGAGCCUCUGAAAUGCUGGGCACCUGGGCUGCCUUAUUGAGCCGUGUAGCAUUAAACCUUGUUCUUACACCUCUGA